Messenger RNA from Paracoccidioides lutzii Pb01, 1563 nucleotides. RefSeq lists its product as hypothetical. The transcript is spliced from 2 exons. Gene Ontology annotation, biological process: phospholipid biosynthetic process; regulation of transcription by RNA polymerase II; endoplasmic reticulum unfolded protein response. The record is from RefSeq and is a predicted model, not a curated record. Gene Ontology annotation, cellular component: nucleus; endoplasmic reticulum. The coding region runs from base 1 to 1563 and encodes 520 amino acids. Gene Ontology annotation, molecular function: transcription corepressor activity.
AUGGGGGAAUCUUUGCAACCUCGCCACGAUCGUCAGUCUAGUUUGACAUCGCAGACUCAACAGGAUUUGCCUCUACCUGAGACUUGGCCUGUACCCAAACCGCCUACGUAUGUUGUUAAUAGCACCGCUCAUUCUCCUUCCACUACAUCUUCGAGGUCAAGUUCGAUCACAACGACGACUUUGAGAACACCUGUCAGAAUGGCGCCAUCUGGCGCAAUCCCUUCCAAGAUCGAUAUGGAUAACGAGGAUCGUAGCAAGCGGGCUACCAGCGUACUCUCAAUGGAUGAUAUUGAGGCUGCACAGGCGUUGGAAGGCCUGCGAUCAGAUUUUGGUAAUUCCCCUGGGUCAUCUCGCAGUGGCAACCCAUCAUCUCCUCCCGCAGGGUCUUCGUCUUGCCAACAGCAACCCCCUGAGCCAUUGCUGUCCCUUCUCACCUCAUCUCAUCCUCUGCUAUCCUCUGCCAUCAACGGCUCCGUUUCCGUUUAUACCUCUUCUAAAUCUUACUCUCCAAGGUUCAAAUAUGGUGCUGAAUUUCUGGAGCGAAAUAUCGGCUCUCCAGUGGCUAAGAAAGUGGGCUCCGUCGGGAAAAAGACCGGCGUAGAAGGGGGAAUCCGUUGGGCGCUCCAGAGACGUCGAACGGACGACAGGACGAUCGACUCAGAGACUCCGGACAAACGUCGGAAAAUUAGCAACACAAACGUUGAUAUGAUUGACGUUGAAAAAGGGAUGGCUGAAUUAAACCCUUCCCAGACGAGGAGACCAUCCGUUGCUGACUCUCUCCCGCCAUAUGAUACUUUUUCAUCGCCCAAUUAUGAAGAGUCGGUUGAAUUAGACAGGAAAUUGGGAAAUAACCAAUCGUCUACAUGGCAAAGCCGAUUGGUAAUCUCCACCUCCGGCCUUGGCGUGGCGAUGAGCGAAGAGUCUCUCCGCAGCUUGACCUAUUGUCUAAGCUGGCUCCGCUGGGCAAACGGUCGACUAGGCAAUUCAAUCGUGUCCUUGAAAAGGGUUCUGGAAGAAUACGAUGCUUCCAAGAAGGAGCAGUUGUCGUCAAUCGACGGAGUCAUCAAUGCGGAGAUGAAGUCCCGAAACUCUACUCGCCUUUCAGAACAGGUCCAACAGGUUAAAGGAGAUAUAUUAUGUACACUCAAACAGGUCAUAGACGUCGUCUCCAAAUAUGCCGGCGGUGCACUGCCGGAAAACGCCCGACAUCUCGUACGAAGGCAUCUCACAUCGCUACCCCAGCGGUUUCGCGUAGCAUCCACUAUAACCCUGCGGGCAGACGGCUUCAGUGCUGAGGGAGACAUGACCACCAGCGCACAGCGUGUCCUUGUCCUAGCUGAAGAAGGAUUGGACAUGAUGGCUCAAGUCAGCGGCGUGGUCAACAAUACACUGGUCAGCGCUGAGAGCUGGUGUGAGAAGUUACGGAGGGGUCCUAAGCCUUCUAGAAACCAACUGGCAUCGUCGGAUCAACGACCAAUGAUGGAAUUCGAUAGAAAACCACCUGUAUCUGGUUCUGAGACGCCGACAGAUGUUGAAAUGACGGGGGCCACGGAGAAAUCAUAA